Haemorhous mexicanus (house finch) is the source of this 6762-nucleotide messenger RNA. It is a transcript of the gene ANO6, whose product is annotated as anoctamin 6. Gene Ontology annotation, cellular component: plasma membrane. The record is from RefSeq and is a predicted model, not a curated record. The coding region runs from base 86 to 2824 and encodes 912 amino acids. The transcript is spliced from 20 exons. Lineage: Eukaryota; Metazoa; Chordata; Aves; Passeriformes; Fringillidae. Gene Ontology annotation, molecular function: chloride channel activity; protein dimerization activity. Gene Ontology annotation, biological process: calcium activated phosphatidylserine scrambling; calcium activated phosphatidylcholine scrambling; chloride transmembrane transport.
UCCGCCCCCGGCGCUGGCCGGGCUCGGGGCGGGCUCGCUCCCCGGCGGCAGGGGAGCGGGCGCGGGGCACUGCAACUUCGGCAAGAUGAAUGUGGAGAACCAGGAUGUGCUGCUGGAUCUGGAGGGGGAGGAGGAGGAGGAGGAAGAUGAUGAUAAUGAUGAUGGGGAGAUCGUCUUGGAACUGAACCAGGUGAUUAUUCCCACUUAUGGAACUGUGCCAGACCAGCAAAACCUUCAUACUCCUGAAUGGGUGGAUUUUGAUGAUAAGCCUGACUCCUUGUUCUUCAAAGAUGGGCAGAGAAGAAUUGACUUUGUUUUGGUGUAUGAAGAUGAAAGUAAAAAAAUGACUCAUAGGAGGAGUGAUCGUAAAAAGCAAAAGAGGAAGAGACAAGUAUAUGAAUCAAACCUGAUAAACAAUGGCUUGCAACUAGAGGCGACGAGGUCGGUUUUGGAUGAGAAACUUAUUUUUGUGAAAGUGCAUGCACCUUGGGAAGUGCUGUGCACGUACGCCGAGGUUAUGCACAUCAAAUUGCCCCUGCAACACAAUGACCUGAAAACCCGAAAGUCAGCUUUCAACUGGUUCAGUAGACUCUUCAGGGUGGACGAAAAUAUCAUCAAACCUGAGCAAGAGUUUUUCACUGCCCCUUUUCAAAAGGAACAUUUGUCCAACUUCUACAUCCAAGACAAAGACACAUUUUUCAAUCCUGCAACUAGAAGCCGAAUUGUUCAUUUUAUCCUGUCCCGUGUGGAAUACGCAACAAAAAAUAAUGUGAAAAAGUUUGGCAUUAACAAAUUACUGGACACUGGAAUCUACAAAGCAGCAUUUCCCCUUCAUGAUUCAAGUUUUAGGCACCUGUCGACUGAUCCCAGGUGCCCGAGUGAGCGAUAUCUCCUCUACAGAGAAUGGGCUCAUCCUAAAAACAUUUUCAAACUGCAACCCCUGGAUUUCAUCAGGAAAUACUAUGGAGAGAAAAUUGGCAUCUACUUUGCCUGGCUGGGCUUUUACACAAAUAUGCUGACUGUGGCUGCUGUUGUAGGAGUUGGCUGUUUUCUGUAUGGAUGCCUGACAAAGGACAACUGCACAUGGAGCCAAGAAGUAUGUGACCCCAACAUAGGAGGUAACAUCAUAAUGUGCCCUCAGUGUGAUAGAGUAUGUACCUACUGGAACCUCACCAUCACUUGUGAAUCAUCCAAGAAACUCUGUAUAUUUGAUAGCUAUGGAACACUGGUGUUUGCAGUAUUUAUGGGAAUAUGGGUUACCUUUUUCCUGGAGUUCUGGAAGCGACGGCAGGCUGAGCUGGAGUAUGAAUGGGACACAGUUGAGUACUUAGAGCAAGAAGAGCAAGUUCGCCCGGAAUACGAAGCUCGCUGCACUCACGUAGUGAUGAAUGAAAUCACACAGCAAGAAGAACACGUGCCAUACACUGCAUGUGGGAAGUGCGUACGGAUGACUUUCUGUACAAGUGCCAUCUUCUUCUGGAUCCUUUUGAUUAUUGCUUCAGUUGUUGGAAUCAUUGUCUACAGGCUCUCAGUUUUCCUGGUGUUCUCUUCAAAGUUGUCACAGCACAUCAAUGGAACGGAGGCCAUCCGCAAGUACUUGACUCCACAGACGGCCACGUCAGUAACCGCUUCCCUCAUCAGCUUUGUUGUCAUUAUGAUUCUCAACAUCGUCUAUGAGAAAGUGGCAAUCCUGAUCACUGACUUUGAACUUCCAAGGACACAAACUGAUUAUGAAAACAGUCUGACCACAAAGAUGUUCUUGUUCCAGUUUGUCAACUACUAUUCUUCAUGCUUCUACAUAGCUUUCUUUAAGGGUAAAUUUGUAGGUCACCCUGGAAGUCCAGUUUAUUGGCUGGGAAAGUAUCGCAAUGAAGAGUGUGAUCCAGGUGGAUGUCUCCUCGAGCUCACAACCCAGCUUGCCAUCAUAGUGGGAGGGAAAGCUAUCUGGAACAACAUUCAAGAAGUGCUUGUUCCUUUGGUCAAGAAUCUAAUUGGAAGAUAUUCUGCAGCUGCUAGAUCAGAAAAAGUUGUUCCACGUUGGGAACAUGACUACCACCUCCAACCCAUUGGAAAACUUGGACUAUUUUAUGAGUAUCUUGAAAUGGUGAUCCAGUUUGGCUUUGUGACCCUGUUUGUGGCGUCGUUCCCCCUGGCUCCUCUCCUGGCUCUUAUUAACAACAUGCUGGAAAUCCGGCUGGAUGCGUGGAAGCUGACAACGCAGUUCAGGCGCAUGGUUCCCCAGAAGGCACAGGACAUUGGUGCCUGGCAGCCCAUCCUGCAGGGCAUCGCCAUUCUGGCCGUGGUCACCAAUGCUUUGAUCAUUGCUUUUACAUCUGACAUGAUUCCUCGUCUGGUUUAUUACUGGUCCUUUUCGGUCCCUCCUUACGGGAGCCACAGCACUCACACUAUGGAGGGGUAUAUAAACAGCACACUUUCUGUCUUCAGUAUAUCAGACUUCAAGAAUGAAAGCAAGCCUUCUUCCCCUUGGUUCGGGAACCAAACAACAUGCAGAUACCGGGAUCUGCGCUACCCUCCUGGUCACCAGCACCAAUAUGAGCACAACAUAUACUACUGGCAUGUCAUUGCAGCCAAGCUGGCUUUCAUCAUCGUCAUGGAGCAUGUCAUAUACUUUGUGAAGUUUAUUAUUUCAUAUGUAAUUCCGGAUGUAUCAGAGAAGACCAAGAGCAAGGUCAAACGAGAGAAGUACCUCACACAGAAACUAUUGCACGAGAAUGAUCUCAAAGGUGUGAAAAAAACCAUGGGCAAAAUAGCUGACAAAAUCAUCAAAGGAGCAGACAGCACUUUCCGACCUAAAGAUGAAUAAGUAUUUUUUCAUAUGGAUAACAGUACUUGGACAUCUAAUAUCUGUCCAGAUAUUACCAAUAGCUAUCAAGCACUUUGGAUUUACUAAACAUUGUUUCUUGCAACUCUUACAUGCUCAUUUACCAGUUUACCUUGGACAAAUGCAGCCACUGCAAUGCAGAUAAGAGUUAUCAUUUUUUUUAAACGGCUUUUUAGGACUUUUAAAAAAAAAAAAAAAGAAAAAGGCAAAAAAUAUUUAUCCUCUUAAGAAGAUGCAGAUUAAUUCCUAAACACCUAGGCUGCUUUCUACUCUUAUUAGGCAUCAGCUUUUAGAUAACUAGUCUAACUUAAAUAAACCUUAAGAACAAGAAUGAUUUGCUAUAAAAAUACCAUCACAUCCAAUGAAGGACUUUUGAUUGCUUGCUAAUGCAGACCUCAGCUAUAAAAUGAAGAGGAAAAGCCAAAACAUGAAGGAAAAAGAAAGAAGAUACAACUCAAAAUCCCACUGUUAAGCCAUUGGAAUUGACAUACUAAGGAUGGUUGUUUGCUACUCUGAAUUAGCUAUGCACACUGAGACUUAAAUGGAUAACAAGAUAUUUCAAUUAAUCAUGGACUUGGAUCACAAGAAGCAACAGGACUGUAAGCCCAUCCUGUUCAUCAAUCUCUGUGUAAACAGGAGAAUUGCCUUUGAAAUCAAUGCACGCAAACUGACCUUACAGCACACCAAGUGAGGAGAAAACUCAGGCAUUUUAUCUUUCCCCAGUCAAUGUACUUCCAUUAGUUCACUUGCCCAUUCUGAGCUAGAUGCUCAUAGCCUUGAAGGUCUCCUACCUGUAAAAGCAAUAAGUGUUAAAAGUCUUUUCACAUAGUAAAUCAAUAUUUGUGGAGGGCUGUCUUUUGCAUUUCUCUCACGCCAGAACGUGCUCUUCCCUGAGGUUUUGGCAUAGGACGAAUGUGCAGCUGAACAUUUCGAUACAACAUUGCGUGAUAAAGUGAAUUCUGACAAGACUAUGAAUCUCUUGGAAUUGGAGAUUGGAAUAAACCAUUUAAUAGGCCUUAACCAUGCUGUGAAGCUUUGAAUAACAUGGAAGGAUCUCAGAGGUGGGGAGGCAUGUGAUACAGCCAUCAGUCAUCUUCAAAUCAGGCUGACCAUCUCCCCGCUUAUUUUGGCUCCAGCUGCAAACUGGGAAUUAGGGAAUUACAGAUUAGACCUGUAUGUGGGAGGGUAUUUUGCACCCAAAGGAGAGAUAUUGCAGAUUAUUAACUUGCCAAAACCUUUUUUAAAAAGAAAAAUAUGUCUGUGCUCUAUAAACCAGGUGAUUACUUUGUGUUUGUAAUUUUGUACUCUUCUUAAAUGCAAUCAAUAUGCAGAAUUUUCAGGCAGAUUAUUCAUAUGGCUUUUUAAGUAUGAAGUCCAUUUACAGAAUUUAAAUAGCAUUUUAUCCAGUCAAUAAUCAGAAGGAAUUAAACCUAUGAAUUUUGCAGCAAAAUCUCCAAAUACUGAAUGCCAUGUAAUUCAAGCCUGUCUUUUGAAGCAAACCCUACAGAAUCAUAAGAUCAUUCAGACUGGAAAAGACCUUUAAGAUAUCAAGUCUAACCAUUAACCUGACACUGCCAAGUCCACAACUAAACCAUGUCCCUGAGUGCCACAUCUAGAUGUCUUUCAAAUACCACUCUGUGAGCCUGGCCAUCCAGCCAGUUUUUUGUCUAGUGUGCAGUAGGUCUGCCCAAGCUGUGAGCAGAUCAGCACCCGUACAGCCCCAGGGACUUGUGGCUGUCUAAGUGGUGUAGCAGGUCACUGACUGUUUCCCCUUGGAUUAUGAGGGCUUCAUUCUGCUCCCUGCCCCUGUCUCCCACCUCUGGGGGCUGGGUUCUCAGAGAACUGGGUCCUACUGCCAAAGACUGAGGCAAAAAAGGCAUUGAGUACCUCAGCCUUUUCCUCAUUUUUGUCUGAGUGUUUUCCACCACAUCCAAUAAAGGAUCAAGAGUCUCCUUAGCCCUCCUUUUGUUGCUAAUAUGUUUAUAGAAACAUGAUUAUUGUCUUUUGCAGCAGUAGACAGAUCAAGUUCUAGCUGGGCUUUGGUACUUCUAAUUUUCUCCCUGCAAAGCCUCAUAGCAUUAGUCUUCUUGAGCUGUCUGCCCCUUCUUUCAAAGGUCAACAACUCUCCUUUUUUACCUGAGUUCCAGCCAAAGCUUUCUGUUCAGCCAGGCUGGUCUUCUCUUUUUUUGAAUAUUUCUGGGGAUGGAGAUUCCACAACCUCUCAGGGCCACCUGUGCCACUGCUCAGUCAUCCUCACAGUGAAAAAGUGUUUCAGUUUCUGCCCACUGCCUCUGGUCCUGUCACUGCAUAUAUACCAAACUUUCAGUUAAAACCAACUUUUGUCAAAGAAACUGUUUCAAGGAACAGUUUUAGUGAAGUACUCAGGAUUUCCCUGUGGAAAAUGAGUUGGGUUAGAAAGGACAGUUGACUCCAUUCAUCCUUGGAGCUUUUGAUUUUAACUUUCAACUGGACCUUUGUCAUUUGCAGUUGUGUUCAGAUGGGAGAUGGCAUUUUUAUUCCCUCAUCAGUGAUCACAGCACCAGUGUGCCUUAAAUACCUUUCCAGAUGUGGUGUUAGAGGGCUGGGGCAGGUAAGGAGGCAUCCUGUGAUAAAGGAGGGAAAAUACAGCACAAAAUGGACCAUUUCAGGUAAUUAUUUGGUCUUAAGGAAGCUCUUUGAGAGUUAAAGAGACUAGGAAACAAACUAAUUGUCAUAUUGUGAGCAGUAGCAGAGCUUAAGGCUGAUUUUCAGAAGUGCCUAGACUUAUGCUCCCUGCUUGACACUUGGGGAGUCUCCAAGUUGUUUCUUCCUACAUCAGUUGGCAUCAUUUCCUAAAGGGAGAGUUAGCCCCCAGUGUCAUAAAGAGUUUCUAUUCCUGCCUUUAAAAUAACAAUUAAAAAACCUGCUACAUCGGCAAAGCCUAUGUGCCUAUGGCUUGGGCUCCUCCCAUAAUAAAAUCCUAAUCAGCCCUGAGUGUGUUUCUAUGUAAUCUUUUUUGUUCAGAUGACAAAGGUGCUUUGGAAACCAGUCUUCCACUUGUCUCCAUUUUCUGGGAGAUGUCACAGAUUAGUCUGGGCACUCAUGGACUGAAUUCCUUUUGGUUCAAACUGACCCAGAAGGCAGCUUUUAGAUAUGCACUUAGUGGUCACUGACGGGCCCUUAGUCUGCUGAAACCAGGCUGAAGAGAGUGGUGAGCUCUGCAUGGGCAUCACCUAGCCAACAUUAACUUUUUGCUCGAGUGAUUUGCUUCUGAAAUGCCAUGCUCCUUGCUAAUGUAGCUGUAACAAUUCAUUUCAGAAGACAUUACAUCAGGAAUUCAGUUCAGUUUGCCAUGUGCUCAGUGUUAUUCACAGCAGAGCUCUGAAUCAGAGAAAGAAGAGGGAGACCAACACAGUGCCUAAUAAUAAUUGCAUUUUAAUAGUUUGAUUUAAGCUGUGCAGUUCCUGAAGCCUCUACCUCCAGCUGCUGAAAUGUGCUCUGCUUGCAUGCCGGAAGCUCUGAGGAGGCAUGAGAACAAAAUGCUGGGGGCCAGUUGCCAACAUAUAAGUAUUUGUAAUUUUUUUUUUUUUUUUUUUAGUCUUUGUCACUUUAAUUAAAGAUCUGCUUGAAGGGAAAAUCAGCAUUUGUUUUAAACUCUGACUCCAUUUUACCUUUUUUCUACACUUGAUAUGUAGACCACACUCCUACUUUGUAUAGAUCUAUUGAAGUCAGGGUGAAUUUGGACCAGUGACCAUUUCAUUGCCUUACCAAGCACCCUAAAUUACAGACCAUCACCACUGUUUUAGACUGUGUAUGUCAAUAAAAUUCGGAAUGUAAGAGUGUGUUUUUUAUUUUUUCUAAGAAUGUUUGCAACUAGUUUCUGAAUAUUAAGAUUUCUUUAUAUUUAUUGUCAUUAAAUAAAGUCUAUUUUAAAAUAUCAA